AUGAGUCCUAAUCCAGACUCGGCUCAAGCCAAGAACAAGGGGCCAAAGGCUUGCACAACAUGCGCCAAAGCUAAGGCAAGGUGUGUUCCGGGGCCUCUGGGAAGCCUCAAAUGCGACAGGUGCCUCCGACUGGACAAGCAAUGCAUAAACCAGACUCCGGCUCCGGCCCGGCCCCGUAGAAUUCCAAAGCUUUCAAAGAUAGCUGCUCUAGAGAAACGCCUGGAAGAGCUAUCGUCACACGUGCAGCGUGAGUCGUCAGAAGAAUCCUCGCCUGCUUCCCCAACAGACGAGGCACAGCCAGACCCUGUAUCAAAGUCUGAAGCAUGGGGAUUCAAUCAUCUGUUCCCAUUAAAGCCAGAAAGUGACAACAACCCUGGUCAACAUCCUCCACCAUCGGCUCCGGACAAGGCACGGCCAUGGGACUCCUGGUGGCCCACGCCCCGGGAAGCAGAGUUGCUGCUCAAUGGGUAUAGGACCAUCCAUGCAUGCCUAUACCCGUUUGUGUGUGUGCCCGGACAUAUGACAGCCCUGGAGCUGCGUGAGCAUCGACCAUUCCUGUGGAAGGCUGUCAUGAUGGUGGGGUGCUUUCUCGACGGAGCUAGACAGGUUAAGCUUGGCCAGGAGCUAUUAGCUGAGAUUGGCCGAGCAGCUGUUAUAGAUGGGCUGAACAGUCUUGACCUAAUACAGAGCCUGCAGAUGCUGAUAGCAUGGUUUCAUUAUGCGUUAAAGGGCUCGCAGGUCACGAAUCUUCUGUUCCUUGCUCGAGCUGUAUGUGUAAACCUGAGGUUCAAAGAAGAUGCGAGCCUUCAGGGUGAGGCAUUGGAUCAAAAUCUUAACCAUAUGAGAGUCCAUGUCGGGACUUAUUACCUUAACACUUUAGUGUUCACAGCUAACAAACGGCCCGAUGUGCUCAUGAAUGCUAACCAUGUGGACAUGUGCUGCCGGGUUCUUGAGACAACCAUGCAGUAUCCGUCCGAUGAGUAUCUAGUCAAGCUUGUGCGCAUUCAACAGCUCGCACAUUCUAUAUCCAUCGCCAUGUCGCCCGAGAACCUAAGCCAGACUGUUAGCAAAUUGCCGUUGACUAUGGUAGUACAGUCUUUUGAGGAGCAAUUGCAGCAAUAUAAAGAUUCCAUUGGCCCACGAUUGGCUGAUAACGACAAUCUCAAGACCCAUGUCAAUGUUGCCGAAGUGCUACUUUAUGAGGUCGCCAUCUCAGAUCAACACUUCGCAGCAUCCUAUCUUCCUUUGACUGACCGUCUCCAACUUCUAUGGGCUUGUGUCCGAUCGCUCAAAACAUUCUUCGAUAUCCGGUUCGACCACCGGGAACUCGAACGUCCACGCUUCCUAUGCAUGAGCGCUUCUGAGCUGGUGUACACCAUCAUUGUAGGUAUCAAAGUUGUGACGCUACAGCUUCCAGGAUGGAAUCUUGUCAACAUCCACGGCGAGCUUGACAUGGUGCAAGUUAUGACUCAGCAAGCUCAAGAUCUGGACAUAAUUGUCGGACGCCGCAAACAUGGCAACAUGCUAGGCACGGCGACGCCUGCGGGGAUUCUAACUCCAACACCCCCGCCUGAUCCGUUCGAGAGACUUGUGAGGCAAUUGAAGUCGGUAAGAGACUUGGUCAGGGCUGAGAGGCAACGGCUACUUGCAGGGUCUGGGAACUCGGAGCUUGUCGACUUUAGUCAAGAUUUCUUGAUGGAUGAUUCAGGGGUUGAUUUUUGGCAAGCGGCGGCAACGAGAGGUUAUAAUGUGUGGAACAUCAUUGGGGAUCCUGGUGUUUUGAAUGAACCUCAUUAA
Molecule: messenger RNA, 1797 nt
Organism: Fusarium sp. VM40
Lineage: Eukaryota; Fungi; Ascomycota; Sordariomycetes; Hypocreales; Nectriaceae
Source: the annotation of a GenBank genome assembly